GUGUACUUGAAGUAAUUAGCCAAGUGACUUCUCUUCCUUUUCUCGUUGUUUUUAUCGCAGUUACCUUUCACUCUUCUACACUCUACUUUGUAUCAUCAUAAGUAUUUUUAUUCAUCUUUAAUUUAUUUGUUUUAUAAUGGAACUCGCUAAGACUCCAAUCAAUGUUCUUAAAAACAUUUGUGCCAAGAAUAACUGGACCGUUGAUUAUAAUAUGAUCUCCGAGGAAGGCAGAGUCCAUGAACCAACUUUUACUUUCCGUGUUUUUAUUGAAGAAACUCAACUAUCGGCUAUCGCUGCUGGAUUCAGUAAAAAGAAGGCAAAGCAAGCUGCAGCUUUCCAAGCAUUGAAGAUUCUCGCUGAACAGGAUGAAGAAGCAGCUCAAGAGCUUGCCGGAUUGGAAGAAGCCGUCCCUUGUGAAAAAGAAGCUGAUACAGCUGUAGACAAAUCUAACCCUGUUGGCAAAUUACAAGAAAUUUGUAUGAAAAAGAAAUGGGCACCUCCACUAUAUCUGACAGAUGAAGAAGAUGGUCCACCACAUGCCAAGAUUUUCACAAUUACCUGUAAAUUAGAGAAUUUAGACCUUGAUUCGCAAGGAAGAGACAAGUCAAAGAAGGGCGGUAAAAAGAUUGCAGCACAAGAAAUGCUAAGGCUUCUGGAGCUUAAAGGACUAUAUGAUGCCCAAGAUGAUUCGGUAAAAGCCAUAAAGGAAAAAGUCGAGUCAUUACCAACUAUUGAAAAUUUGCAUCCAGUCGAAGAAUAGUUACUUUUUUAGAUUCAAAAUCUAUUUUUUAUACAUGGAUAUUCCUCCCUUUAAUCUAAUGUUUUCUAUGAUUUACAAUUCUAUUAUAAUUAGAUAAAUCUAACUUUUACGUUCACUAGAGAUUGUGUAAAAAGUGUUUUUGCAAUAUCUAGUUUAAAAUACAUUUCUAGCUUUAAAUUUAA
Messenger RNA from Tetranychus urticae (two-spotted spider mite), 942 nucleotides. The record is from RefSeq and is a predicted model, not a curated record. NCBI's taxonomy places the organism in Eukaryota, Metazoa, Arthropoda, Arachnida, Trombidiformes, Tetranychidae.